Penicillium brevicompactum is the source of this 753-nucleotide messenger RNA. Its product is annotated as J-type chaperone JAC1. Bases 1 to 753 code for a protein of 250 amino acids. NCBI's taxonomy places the organism in Eukaryota, Fungi, Ascomycota, Eurotiomycetes, Eurotiales, Aspergillaceae. The record is from RefSeq and is a predicted model, not a curated record. Gene Ontology annotation, biological process: protein complex oligomerization; [2Fe-2S] cluster assembly. Gene Ontology annotation, cellular component: mitochondrion. The transcript is spliced from 2 exons. Gene Ontology annotation, molecular function: protein-folding chaperone binding; ATPase activator activity.
AUGGCUUUACGACAGAGAAUUGCCCAUCUUCGUGGCCCAGUGGGAUCACUCACAAGGACUGGCCCGUCAUCACCCUUAAGCCACGCCCGGUAUCACCGACCGGUGCAAGUUAGCCUUACCCAAACACUCCGACCAUGCACGCGCUACGCUUCUACCAAGUCCUCCACCGAGCCUAGCGGAACAUCACAAACUACUACACAAUUUUUGCCAAAACGAUACCGAGCGGCCCCCCCACCAGCGUCCCCGUUCAACAUCCCCACCGCAGAUCUCAAGCGCGAAUUCCUCCAACUACAAGGCCUGGUCCACCCAGACAAGUACCCCAACGGGGUUGAAAAACAGCAUGCUGAAGGCCUCUCAGCUCGGAUCAAUGAAGCCUACCGUACCUUGGUUGACCCGCUCCAGCGGGCGCAGUACAUUCUUCGCGAAUGGCAUGGAAUUGACGUGACAGCGGAGGAUGCAGCCACCAAGCAUGCGCUGGACCCUGAGACGUUGAUGGAAGUCAUGGAGGUGCAGGAGACGAUCGAAGAGGUUGGCGCUACCGCCGAAGGAGAGGGACAAAUCAAUGCUUUGAAGAAGGAGAAUGAGGUCAGAGUGCUUGAGUGUGUGGAGUCCCUGAGCAAGGCGUUUGAGAGCGGUGAACUUGAGGCUGCGAGGAAGGAGUGUAUCCGACUGCGCUUUUGGUACAGCGUUGGGGAAGGGCUGCGCGAGUGGGAACCUGGGAACACGGAGAUUCGUCUGAUGCAUACGAGCUGA